Messenger RNA from Diabrotica virgifera virgifera (western corn rootworm), 792 nucleotides. RefSeq lists its product as uncharacterized. The record is from RefSeq and is a predicted model, not a curated record. Lineage: Eukaryota; Metazoa; Arthropoda; Insecta; Coleoptera; Chrysomelidae. The transcript has a single exon. Gene Ontology annotation, molecular function: nucleic acid binding. The coding region runs from base 1 to 792 and encodes 263 amino acids.
AUGGAUGAAACCUGGAUUAACGAAGGUCAUACAGUUAAAAAAGUUUGGCAAGAUUUAAAUAUCAAAAGUAAACGCGAAGCAUUUAUAGAAGGCUGGUCUACAGGAUUGAAAACUCCAUCAGGAAAGGGACGGCGUUUAAUUAUUACCCAUAUAGGAAGUGAUACAGGAUUUCUUGAUGAUGGUUUGCUUCUAUUUGAGUCCAGAAAAACAGGAGGAGAUUAUCAUGAAGAAAUGACUUCCGAAGUAUUUGAGCAAUGGUUUAAGAGAAUCUUACCAAAAUUAGAACCUGGCUCUGUGGUUGUUAUGGACAAUGCGCCAUAUCAUAGCCGCAGACUAGAACAAUUACCGACGACGGCAUGGCGGAAAGGGAGAAUCCAAGAAUGGCUUACUCCAGCUAUCCAGCUACUUGACAUUGCACGAUUAAGGAAAAUGGAAUAUCUGAAAUACGCUGUGGAUGAAACUGCAAAAGAUUAUGGUGUCAAAGUUCUACGUCUACCACCUUAUCAUUGCGAACUUAAUCCCAUUGAACUUAUCUGGGCGCAAGUGAAAGGAGAAGUAGCACGCAAUAACAAAACGUACAAAUUAAACGAAGUUAAGGAACUUCUGACACAAGCCAUCCUCCAUGUAACUCCUGAAAAAUGGGCUAAAUGUAUAGGUCACAUAGUUAAAGAAGAACAUCGUAUGUGGGAACUUGACAUUCAUAUGGAAGUUUUAAUAGAACCAAUUAUAAUUACACCAGGUGAAGAUGACAGCGAUAGCAGCACUGCAUCUUCAGAUUUAGAUAGCAAUUAA